This is a messenger RNA of Emericellopsis cladophorae, 3489 nucleotides long. RefSeq lists its product as uncharacterized. The transcript is spliced from 2 exons. The record is from RefSeq and is a predicted model, not a curated record. Bases 1 to 3489 code for a protein of 1162 amino acids. Lineage: Eukaryota; Fungi; Ascomycota; Sordariomycetes; Hypocreales; Bionectriaceae.
AUGAGCGGUUCUACAGUAUUCAUGGCACCGGCAGUCGAGUCCUCGAACGGCCUCCCCAGGUCUCACUCGACGCCUGAGCUCAUGUCCAUGUCCAGUUUCUCCUUUGAUACCUCCUGCCAAAGUUCACGAGCGACGGAUCAAGAAGACGACCGACCCUACGAAGUGCCCAACUUCGACAACGAUUUCAAGCUCGACACAUCAUUCUUUCUCAGCGAUGCCUCCAGGCCCGCGAGCCAACCCGGUGCUCCAUCGUGGCGUCCCGCCGCGCCCAGAAGCCAGCCAGCCGACAGCGAUCCCCAGACUGCACAACCGCCCGCCCUCCGACGCUCUCGAGCAGGCUCACUGAUGGAGAGGCCGCGCUCCUGGUUCCCCACAACGGCAAAGGCUCCCGUGAAAGAGCCGGCCGACAUAGAGCAGCAGCAGCGACCCGCCACAUCCGUGGGCGAGGAGGGGGUGAGCGAGAAGCGCUUCAGCUCCGUCUCGGGCAAGACCACGGCCGUCCAGGAUAGCCUCGUCAACUUUGCAAAGAGGUCCUGGUUGUCAUCCUCACCCUCACCCUCACCAAAGCGUCGGCCAAACACGGCCAAGGACAAGCAAGACAAAGAUAUGGAGGACGUUCCCAAAUUGGCGGCCCGCUCUCCAUCUGAGACAGCAGCAGAGACACGGGCUCACCUGGUCAAGAACCGCCCAUCCGAGCCAACCCGACCAUCCAAGGCGCUUAACCGGGCGAGCUCCUACUUUAGCAAGAUGAAAUCGAAGCCGAAAGUGUUCAACGCCAUCGCCGAGCUCGACAAUAGCUGUACCUCGUCUGUCAGCAGUCUAGGACCCAGUGCCUCGACGACUACGGAUGAUCAACUGUCUCAAGCCCCUACCGUGACCGACGACUCGUCUGCCGAAAUGCCACCGCUGCCCAAGCCUGAUCGAGAUCCUCUCUGGUCGUCGUUCAAGAACCUGGAGGUGGAAUUCAAGGGGUUUACUGCAAAGUCGACGUCGCAGCGAGUUGCUCAGUUGCAAACACUCGUCUUGCCUUUUCUCCGCAGCACAAUGGGGCAUGCAUCCAACAAGAAGCUUUCCCCGGAAGAUAUCGAUCGACGCGCUGUCAUCCUGGACAAGUGGUGGAAUGGACUUCUCGGUCUCAUGGACGGCGUAGGCAUGGGGUCGGUGCCAGGAAUCGAUCGACACGUUGUGUUCGACACUUUGACCACGAUUAUGGUGCGUCCUGAGUGGAGGCAAACCACGCCGUACUUCCUGCCCCUUGCCGACCGAGCCGUGUGGGAGCGUCAGAGGUCAGAACGAAGUGCAGAGACGACAGAGGCAACUGACUCCGAUCACUCUACUGUUUUUUUGGUUGAAUCUGCGGAACACAACGUGAGGACGAUGUUCAUCACCAACCUCGCCAGGCAGAUGGGAUUCGUGGUGGAGAAGAUGGCCGCGAGACACUCGCCACAGGCUCUGGUGACCUUUGCUGGUGCGACCUGCGCCUACGCCUUCUUCUUUGUGCCUGGUGUGGCAGAUAUCCUGGUCCGUCUUUGGGGCAUAGGCCCCGGGCUCAUCCGGCGAGCGGCGGAUGCAAUGGGAUUGCCGAGGCGCUACAAGGGCGAAGGGGGCGACACUGUGGCCAUGUUCCCUCCCCAGCUGGCUUCUCUCAGCUGGACGUCACCGAAAUCCAUGUGGAACACACUCAAGCGCAUCCCGAACAUGCCAAUGGUAAUUUCGCGAGUUCAAUGGAUGGGGCCGUGGGUAUCGAGGUGGAAGGGUCGGGAGUCUGACCUUCUGUUCGUGUUUUACAAGGAAUUCCAUGCCUUGACGGACGACUUUCUGCCAUCCAAACUGCCACUCGUCGAGAAGGCGCGCGCUCCUGGAUUCGCCCUAGUACACGCCCAGCUACUGUCCAUUAUUGACGAUACGAUUCACCGUCAAGCAGCUAUGGACUCGGGCUUGCACAUGAUGGAUCCCAUGCCCGGUGCCGAUGCUUCGGCCAUGGCCAUGACACUACCGCCGGCCAACCUCAUGAAGGGCAUGAGCGAGAAUAAUGUGAUUAUCCUGCUCAAGGAUUUCAUGUCGAACGCCCUGCCAGGCUUUGCUGGCGCGCGGCAUACUUUUGCAGAGACAUGCGCUGCCAUCAUCAAGGCGGCUGUGAUGAAGACGUCGCAGUUUGACACGGCAGCUUGCUUCACGAUGUGCGACUUUUUGGAAGAAGCACUGGCCAUAUACGACGACUACGAGGACCCCAUGUCCGGCAGCAAAUCGUACAUUGACUGGCCGUUCUGGAUGGACGUGUUCAAGAGGGCCAUGCGGUCCAUGAACACCAUGUCCGAGGUGCGCGUAUUGUCCUUCAUCUACACAGUCUGGCCAAUCAUCGUCAAAGACCAGACCCGCAAAGCUUCAGUCUGCCUAGACUGGCUUCUGACGGAGGAGGUGUUUGAUUCUUUCUUCAACCACUGGUGUCCCAUGGUGCGCUCAUACUACCACCGCUUGCUGUGUUGGCGGAUCUGUCGGUGUGUCGGGGACGCCGACGCGGUAGACACAAAUAUCUACACCGUCGUCUCGGCACGCUUAAAAACCGCCUGGUCCCAUUACUUGCACUUAAAGCAGAGUGCGGAGGAAGCUGGGCGCUGCCCACCCUCCACAGCGCCGACUGUACCGACACCGGGAAAGAAGUUUAUGAUCAUCCGCCAGGAAGUCAGCCAGCCGCAGCCGGGCCUGUUUGCUAACUUUGACUCCUUCUCCAAGGCUACGGGCCUUGACGUGGUCAGUGCCGACGAGAUUGGCGAAGGCGCGGCCGCAAAGCCUGAGGCGAAGAAGAAGGGGUCCCUACUCGGCAAGAUCAUGUCCUUGGCGGGAUCGAAUCCAUCAAAAGGCCACGACCGCAGGUCCUCGUGGGACGAGGAGUUUAUUAAUGCGCGUCGGGAGACGGCCGAGGCGCGCCACGCGAAUGCACCCUCGAAGAUUUCGACCUCGAUCGGAUCCAGCGAUUCGGACUCUUCGUGUUCGUCACCCACCUAUGAAGAAUCAAAAUAUAUCUUCAAGUUUUUCUUGGCGUGGCACCAGCCCAGCAUGCCCCCGCGCGACCGCGUCCUCACUCGACCACGCCUGCCUGCCCCAGCACAGGCUGUUGUCAGCUUACGAGCGUUGGCUGGCGGCACGGACAAGGUCGACAAUCGGCCAGCUCCCCUUGUCAAGGAGGCCAUGGCGCACAAGGACGACGGAGACUCUGGCCCACCCGAGGCAGCUGCCACGGAGUCGGCUGAGGUGUCUGUGGAUGAAGCACAGGAAUUGGUUGCCGAGCCGAUCACGGAACCAGUGAAGCCGGCAGGCUUGUACGUCAACAACGCCGUGUACACCGGCCGAGCCCUCGCGGAGUGGGGCCAGGUUAUAUGGGAAUGCAACAACUUUGCCGACCGCCGCCGGGACGAGGGCGUCCCAGGAAUAGCGCAAGUUGAGGUGCCUCUGCUGGGGGUGGAGAGCUUCCGCAAGCCGGGCUGCUAG